AUGGGGAGGGCGCCGUGCUGCGACAAGAAGGGGCUCAAGAAGGGGCCGUGGACGCCGGAGGAGGACAAGCUACUCGUCGACUUCAUCCAGGCCAACGGCCAUGGCAGCUGGCGCCUUUUCCCCAAGCUCGCAGGGCUGAACCGGUGCGGCAAGAGCUGCCGGCUGCGGUGGACGAACUACCUGCGUCCGGACAUCAGGCGCGGUCCCUUCACCGCCGAGGAGCAGAAGUCCAUCGUCCAGCUCCACGGCAUCGUCGGCAACAAGUGGUCCAUGAUCGCGGCGCAGCUCCCCGGCCGGACGGACAACGAGAUCAAGAACUACUGGAACACGCACCUGAAGAAGCAGCUCCGCCUCAUGGGCCUCGAUGAGCCGCCGCCCGGCCCGACCGCCGGCUGCCCCGCCGCGCGCCACAUGGCGCAGUGGGAGACCGCGCGCCUUGAGGCCGAGGCGCGCCUCUCGCUCCGCUCCUCCUCAUCCUCGGCCACCGCCGCCGCGACCGCCACCACCACCUCCGGCUCCUCUUCCUCGACGGAGGCCGACACCAUGGCCGCGGCGAAGCCCUCGGACGUCUUCUUGCGCCUCUGGAACUCCGACAUCGGGAGCUCCUUCCGCAAGGUGGCGCCGCCGGUGUCCGUGAAGGAGGAGGAGGCGGUGCUGCCGGGGGAGUACGACUCGUCCGCGGCGUCCGACGAGAACGAGAUGGACGCGGCGGCCGAGUGCCAGAUGUUCCUAGACUUGGCCUGCGAGGAGUUCGCCGGCGACGAGCUCGGGCUGUUCCACGGCCGGUACGGCGGCUUCUCGCUCUUCCCGCCGCUCGACGUGCUCACGGAGGCGUCCCUGGAUACGGCGUUCUAG
Molecule: messenger RNA, 855 nt
Organism: Lolium rigidum
Lineage: Eukaryota; Viridiplantae; Streptophyta; Magnoliopsida; Poales; Poaceae
Product: transcription factor MYB17-like
Exons: 3
Coding region: 1-855 (284 amino acids)
Source: RefSeq, a predicted model, not a curated record